Plectropomus leopardus (leopard coralgrouper) is the source of this 275-nucleotide messenger RNA. The record is from RefSeq and is a predicted model, not a curated record. NCBI's taxonomy places the organism in Eukaryota, Metazoa, Chordata, Actinopteri, Perciformes, Serranidae.
GUUACCAUCACAGCCUCCCAUCGUCUCCGUACUCCACCGGCCCCGAGGGUCAGAGGUUACCUUCGUCCGGGACGCUGUCAUCAGAGUUCCUCAACCACGGCGUCCCUGUAAAGAUUCUGCUGUUGGUGUGCAACGCUGCAGGGAGCGGCCAGCAGGCUGUUAGGUUUGGACCUCCGUUCCUGAUGAGGGAGGAUCGGUCUAUUUCCUGGGACCAGCUGCAGCAGAGCAUCCUCAGCAAGCUUUAUUACCUGAUGAUCAAUGGAGCUCAGGCGCAG